AUGCAGACCACGUCUUUCUGGGCUGCACCUUACGAAAGCAGGUGCCAGAGCCUCGUUCACUUCAAAUCGUUCACAGCAGAGAACUACAAGAAGAUCAAGCAGAAGGAGCAUCAGAAAGUGCAUAAUUUAAGACUCAAGAGCCAGCAUGAUUCUUCAAACAACGGUUACGACAUCAUAUUUCAGGCUGGCGGUACGAAUGCCGCGCUGACGAGUGCUGUCGGACGAGGGCUGGAUGCUGGGCACGACUGUGUUUUGGAGGCAUCUGCAUUGUCCCAGACUGAAGGUGGCCAUGAACACGAGUCCGCAACCUCGCCAGGUCUCCUGCUGGAGUCUCCGAGCGUUUCACUAGGGCUGGACGAGGGUGUCACAUCCUUUGUCUCCGUUCUCAAUGACCAAGAAGUCGCAAAUUCACCAAAAAAUUGCUCUGAACCAUCAGUAGCGCCUUCUCACCUUGGACAUGCCUUCUCAAUGCUUACCAACGAUGAGUUUGAAAUGGACAAAGGAGCGACCUUGCCAAGAGAGGCCGCUCUCAAGGCACCGGAGUCUGGCAUAGAUCCUGCUGAUGGAUGUCUUUCAAAUUAUACCGACCUGAAUCGAGGAUCGGAUCCGGACGCGCAUGCCGCCUUCGCAUCUUCGACGUUAUCGGACAGUAUGGACUUUGGCGAAACUCAAGUGACCACUGUCAUAACAGAUGCUGAGCACACAAACGGUAGCUCCAUGUUGCUGCAAGCCUCACAGACCUCUGUCGAAGGGUCACUUUUCUUAAACGAGGACACAGAUCUCGGCCAGGAGUGGACGCAGCAGAAGGACAGCUUGCUGCACCAUUUACGAAGCACGGCAGGACUACCUUGGUCCAGGAUCGCGCUGUACUUCCCGCAUACUAGUAGUUCGGAAGUACGGCGUAGAUUUGCUGAGCACUUGGCAGCCGUGCCCGAGCAUGAGAAGAACGUCCACCCGCCCGAGCGAAAGAGGGGUCGUCCGCGGAAGUGCGAUCACCCUUUAGCUGGAACCGGACAACGCCGACGGAACCUAGCUGAAGCCGACGCGUCUCAGUCAUGUUCUACGCGACGCGGUUCUGAUGGCUCUCGUGCUAGCCCUGGUCUCGAGAUCCCAUCGUUAUCAAACCACCCAUCUCUUGCAAAGCGACGAGGUCGCAAGCGAAAGGUGACUCCCGCUUCAAAAUUUCAGACCACGAGGUCUUCGAACACACCAAUUUGGACUGUAGAUCGAAUCGUGGGAACUGUAGAAAUCAAUGGCAGACAGCACUAUAGAGUUCGAUGGGAAGAGACCUUGGAGCCUGUUGAAAACUUGCAAGGAUGUGCGAACACUGCUAUAGCGGAGUAUCAUCUACGACACGUACUCUAG
Messenger RNA from Recurvomyces mirabilis, 1365 nucleotides. RefSeq lists its product as uncharacterized. The record is from RefSeq and is a predicted model, not a curated record. Bases 1 to 1365 code for a protein of 454 amino acids. Lineage: Eukaryota; Fungi; Ascomycota; Dothideomycetes; Mycosphaerellales; Teratosphaeriaceae. The transcript has 2 exons.